Molecule: messenger RNA, 909 nt
Organism: Acyrthosiphon pisum (pea aphid)
Lineage: Eukaryota; Metazoa; Arthropoda; Insecta; Hemiptera; Aphididae
Exons: 2
Coding region: 113-529 (138 amino acids)
Source: RefSeq, a predicted model, not a curated record
GUACCUACCCACCUAUAUAAAGAUUGUUCAUCGAUAUGAACAACAAGCUAGAUAGUUCCCUUUAUUUAUUACCAUAUCUAUACGAACGACUGGCAUCAGAGAAUCAGUAAAUAUGUUUCUGAGUUCGUUAAUGGUCGUGUUGGCAACGUUGGUUUUGUUCAAUCAAGCGGCGAACAUUGAGAACAUAAUUGAUUUUAGUAAUAUCAUACAUUCUGAAGAUUUAACAUCCCCUCCGUCGAAAAUUGAACUGUUUCGUCCAAACGGAAUUGAAAAAACUGGCGAAGGAAAUUACGGAAACAACAGUACAUCUAAAAUCAAUAACAAUUCAAUUUUGAAAAAAUUCACCAGUGGUAUAUCUGGUUAUCUAAAUUCAUACUUCAAUUCUUCAUGCGAAACGUCGAAUAUUAUCCCUGCCGAUGAUGAAGUUUGCUUGUGCAAAAAUUCAACGAUGUUAUUUUUCUUAAAAAAAAAAAACUGUUUUUGGGUAAAGGUUUCUAAUAUCAGCAAGAAAAAACCCGAUAGUCACUAGUAGGUUAGCCUACUACCUAUUUACAUUAUUCGACUUUCGAUAUUAUACAUACCACCCCAGCAACCAUAAAAUAGAUUCGAGCUACACUCUCAAAGUUGAUAGCUUUCAUGAAAGUGACACUACAAUAUUUCACGAUUGUCUAAUUCUUUUCAUCAUCUGGGAAUCACACCUGCAAUUACAUGGGUACCUACAAUCUAAUCCAUAAUAUUUUUGAAAAGCAUAGAUUUAAUAUUUAACUUUUUCAAUAUGUAUCUAUAUAAGUUUUCUUUGUGUUACAAAAUCGUUUAACAAUAUUUCACAUUCCAUAAAUUGAAUAUUACAUUUAAAAAUAUGUUGAUAAUGUCAUAAAGUGCACAAAAACAUUUUGUAACAAACACUAA